This is a messenger RNA of Actinia tenebrosa (Australian red waratah sea anemone), 1498 nucleotides long. Its product is annotated as 5-hydroxytryptamine receptor 1B-like. NCBI's taxonomy places the organism in Eukaryota, Metazoa, Cnidaria, Anthozoa, Actiniaria, Actiniidae. The record is from RefSeq and is a predicted model, not a curated record. Gene Ontology annotation, biological process: G protein-coupled receptor signaling pathway. Gene Ontology annotation, cellular component: plasma membrane. Gene Ontology annotation, molecular function: G protein-coupled receptor activity.
CUCGAUGAUCGUUAUUGAAUUUAGCCCAAAAAACCUUCCCAAAGGCAUCCCAGUAUGACAGAUUUUUUCCCCUCAAGUUCAUCAAGCAACUUGUCGAGCACAAAUAGCAGGACGUUUAACAGUUCGACAAUUUUCCAAGUACUCGAGCGACCAAAAGUCAUAUGCAUCUCUCUACUUCUGCUAUUCCUUAUGCUGUCGUCCAUAAUAGGUAGCUUGGUCAUCUGUUUUACCAUCUUUACGACAAGACGGCUGCACUUUGCAGCAUAUUAUUUUGUAGCUAGUUUGGCUGUCUCGGAUCUGGGAGUUGGAAUCUUUGCUAUUCCUAUCUCUCUGGCUUAUAAUCUAACUUUCGAAAUGAAUGGACGAUGGAUCUUCGGUGUGACCGCCUGUGAUAUUUGGAUUCUCGCCAACUUCUGGUUCAUUUCCGCGUCCAUUUUCAAUUUGUGUGCAGUCACGUGGGAUCGUUACAUAGCAGUGACAACACCCUUGCUUUACGCAUCACGCAUGAGCACACAAUGUGUUAUUAGGAUGAUCACUGGUGCAUGGGCAUUCUCGCUUACCGCUUCUUUUAUUAAUUUUUACGGACUAAAAACCUCCAAGACCCGAAAGCUUUGCGAAAUACAGGGACUUCCGUUCAGCUUUGUGAUGUAUAGUUUUGUCCUCAUUUAUUUGAUUCCUAUUAUAACGAUCGUUUUCGUGAACGCUAAGCUCUGGGUCAUCACUACACGCCAAACAAGCAAAAUCCAAGCACAAAUCGUAUCAUUGACGUUCGUUACGGCUUCCGAUACUACGCAAACAACACGACGCAGAGCUAAACAAAUGAAAGGUAACCUGACUUCAAGAUCCGCCAUUAAGACCUUUCGUACGUUCUUGGUUCUAAUUGGUUCGUUCGUUUGUUGUAUGACGCCAUUUUUUACGGUUCUUCUCUUUGCCUCCCUGUUCGAGUUACCAGGGUUCGUACUGUACGUGGUCGUCAUACUCACCUAUAUGAACAGCGCAACGAAUCCCUGGAUAUAUGGGAUUUCGAACAAAGAAUUCAGAAAACAUGUCGUCUCAGCUUUCCAAAAACGGUUCAGAAGAUCGUCAAAUGUCAAUGCCGUAGAACCCGGGUCAUAAGCCCACCCUAACAGACAUCAUGGACCUUCAGACCGACGAGGAGAUCAAUCGUACAAUCGUACACGACCACGACAACGAAAUGAUAGCCUGCCAAUCUUUGAAAAGUUAAAAACUCCUACUCGUUCUCGUCGUCGGAUCGGUUUAAAGCCUACUCGGUUACGAUCCCCCUUCAUCGAUGGAACACCACUGGGCAGCCUCGUUGAACAUUAACAAUUCGCUCAGACGAUCAUAAUUUUUCUGAGCACAUUCGCUCAGUAAAAAUUCUCAAUGUUACCGUUUCAAGAACUCUAUUGUUCAGUCAACGUCGGACGUUUUUUCGACAGAUAAACAGACCGAGAGAUUUUAUCGGGAGCAUUGCACUGAUCGGUACAUAAACUUGGUC